Messenger RNA from Plasmodium vinckei vinckei, 726 nucleotides. RefSeq names its product cleavage and polyadenylation specificity factor subunit 5, putative. The record is from RefSeq and is a predicted model, not a curated record. The transcript has a single exon. Gene Ontology annotation, molecular function: mRNA binding. NCBI's taxonomy places the organism in Eukaryota, Apicomplexa, Aconoidasida, Haemosporida, Plasmodiidae. The coding region runs from base 1 to 726 and encodes 241 amino acids. Gene Ontology annotation, cellular component: mRNA cleavage factor complex.
AUGACAACUCCAAACCCAACUCAAGGAAUUAAUUUACUUAAUGCAAAUGUGGCAAGUAAAGAAAAUAAAUCUGAAUGGCUUUUAUACCCCCAAGAUAGUUACGAAUUUAAUAUAGAUGAAAAAUUAAAAAAGAAAUUUAUAAUAGAUACUGAAAAAUAUAAAAAACGGAUAAACUCUUAUAAUAAGAAUGGGAUUAGAAAUACAGUCAUAGCAAUUUUAUUAUGCCAUCGACAUGAAUAUCCUCAUUUAUUAUUAUUACAAAAUUUAGCAACUCAAGAAUAUUUUUUUUUAGGAGGUAAAUAUAAUUCAUGGGAAAAACCAAGAGAUGUUUUAAAAAAAAAAUUACAAAAAUAUAUUAAUAAAAUUAAAGAUAUACAUUUUUCUGUUAAUAAAUUAAAUAUAAAUGAACAAACUGGAGAUGCAAAAAAUACUGAUGAAAUAUUUGAUGUAGGUGAAUUCUUAGGAGAAUGGUGGAGAACACAAUAUGAUUCUGUUUAUUUAUCUUAUUUACCUGCACAUAUAACAAGGCCUAAAGAAUGUGCAAGACUAUAUCAAGUUACAAUCAUGCCAAAAUGUAUAUUUCAUCUACCUCCAGGUUUUACUUUAAAGGCAAUACCUUUAUUUGAUUUAAAUAAUUGUGGAAUUGCAAUCAGUGGACUUUCCAGUAUAUUCUCUCGUUUUAAAUUAUGCUCCAUGGUUCAAGAUCAGGAUGAUCAACUAGGUUAA